AUGCGUCUUAGCAGCUUACUUAGCUGGCGAAAGCCCGUCGUCGUCGAGAAGAAGGAGCCCGAGUUUGUUUACCCAAAGGGCUGGAACGCCAGGUUGGGUGGCUAUUAUCAGACAGAGGAGGAUCGAAGAAGAGAGCGAGAAGAAGAAGAAGAGUAUUUGCGCAAUGGAGACCCCGAUGGGACCUAUCAAUUCCAUACCGACUGGUACCGCACCCAGUCGUACGUGAUCAAAGAUCGAUUCAAUGCUCCGUACUGGGACCCAUACGAGAACGACGUGCUUCUAGUACGUCCAGAACCCCCCCCGCCCAAGCCACCCUUUAAACGCUAUUUCGUACUGGCGUUUUUAGUAUGGGCGCUCAUGCAUUGGCUUUAUGCCCGCCACCUCCGCAAAAAGGCCGCCCAACAGCGCGAACUGGAAAUCCGCCGUGCGCAUGGCAUCCCAGAUCACGACACGCGAGAUUGGGAUAUCGCCUACGAAGCAAGCAUCAGACGUAGCAAAUAUUACGAGAACAAGUGGAGAGUCAAGAAUGGUCUCUACCCGCUCGCCAACGAUAAGAAUGGACAGCCGUACCUUCUCAAAAAGUGGGGACGCCGUUUUAAGCCUAUUCCGCCCCCGCGACCAUGGGAAGAAAUUGAAGCAGAAAAGAUUCGGUUAUGGCGCCUGGAACGCAGGCGUGAAUGGAAGAAGCAACAGAUUGCAAGUGGAAAAGCAUGCAUGCCUCCCGGUGGUCUUGACUUAUCCGACGAAGAGGCCUGGGACGACGAGUUUGACGGUGUAUAUCUCCGUCAGAUCGAAGACCCGAAUGAUCCCAGAAGGUUUUCGCCUUCUUUCCAGGCAAGAAUGUUGGACCCUAUUGAUCAACGCGAGCCAACUCCUGUAAUGCAUGGACCUAGUCCUGCCAAGCAGUUUCCAGGAGAAUAUCCGCCUACCCCUAUGUCCCCGUACAUGGAGCUUAUGCUCAACGCACCACCGGUUCCAGACUGGGAUAUGUCUCGACCUUGGCAAUACUGCCCACCAUACGUCUACCAGGCACCACCUCGAGACAAGAAGUUGACCGGUUUGCAACUCGUCCUCGCCCCCAUGGUUCCCGUUGGCCUACCAGCCCCAUCGCCCGCACCUGAAAAACCUCAAUCCACCCGAUCCAUGAGUGCGGCAUCAUCUACUCGGUCAAGCAAGAAGCGUUCUGCACCUGAAGAGCCCACCGACGAUGAAGAGCGUGCAGCGAAGCGACAGCGUACAGGUACUCCAUCGGCUGCAGCACCAGCAUCACCCUCGAAGCAAACACCCCCACCAGCUGCUUCUGCUGAUGCACCCCGAGGUGUUAAGCGAUCGCGUAGCCGCGAGAGUGGUGAGGAAGAUGGACCGCGCAAACGGAGCAAGUCGGGUGACGAAGCGGCCCCCAAUCCAGAGGCCAAUGCCGACCCUACUGCCGAGCAAGUCCCACCGGUACCAGAGGAAGAGGUCAAGCCAGAUUUAACGGCAGAGUGGCGAGCUAUGAUGGAGGUCUUCAUGGAAGAAGGAAGGAGAAACGCCCCUUACAAGGAGAUGCAAUGGGGACCCGAUCCUCCGCGACCAAGGAGAAGAAGAAUACCCACUCUUGCUCAGGGAAAUCCCUCCGCGACGGCUGCGGCGUCUGGUGGCAAAAAGAAGACAUCUCCUAAAGAUUCGUCAAAGAAGUCGUCUGGCCCCGGCCCUGUGCGCACCUCCAAACGACCUUCGUCUGAUGAGCCGCCAAAGGAAAAGAAACCGCCAAAGAUUGUCAAAAGGACGACAAAGUUGAUCACUACCCAACGAGGAACGCCCGUGCUGUCCGUCGAGAUGAUGCUUACCGAGACUGGCGAAACGCUUAUGGAGUUUUCGCCACCAUCUCAAAGUCAACCUGCCCCAAAACCCAGGCCAGUGACGCCACCUCCACCACCCCCGCCCGUCGAACGUGCUCCGUCGCCUGUGCCACCUCCAAAGCCGACACCGAAACCACCGCGUCCUCAGAUGACGCUUCCAUUGCAAGCACCAGCGCCACGAAAGUCUCUGCCGCCAAACCCAGCCCUUUCUCAGACGCCAUUGCCGGCAUCACAGUUGAUCUUGAAAGGCGCUCCGAAACCUGCAUCCAAGAAGCCAAGGGUUCCUCCUCACCUCGUCAUGUACAGGGCAUCAGAGCACGGAAAUAAGCCCCUGAAGCCGUCACCUCUUUCUUCGAAACCGCCCAUUACUGCUGGUCAAUCCGACGAUGAGGGCGUAUCUCAGGCAACUGGUACUCUGACUGUCGUCGGCCAACACCUCUCGACCCCCGCGGAUCAAGCUACCAUGACAGCCCUCCCUUCCUCUUCUUUUGCGAGUACUAGUUCUGCGGACCCAAGCACUCUGCCAAUGACCGUCGCGGCUAUCCCAUCGACACCAGGCUCCGGCCUACCUCUCGAUGGGGUGCCACCCGCGGUCGGAUCAUCCCAAUCUGUGCAGCAGCCGUCUACUCUCGUCUCACCUACUGAAGAUGUCGAGAUGGACCAGGUACCCGCAAAGGUGGAGGAAGAAGAUGGCGAGGCCAUGAUUAGCCUGGAUAACCUUCCGCCAUACGUACCGAGUAGGGCGAUUCAAGAGUCGAGCGCAGAGGUAGACCGCCGUGCAGCUCAACGUGCAAACCUGGCAACAGACUUCUUUACGCAUGAAAUGGACCCAACACCUUUUCUUGACACUCUGAUGGAACUCGCAGACUCGACUUCUGACUCAUCUUCCCCUAAUGCUGAUCUCGUCACUUCGAUCUCCAAAUCUUUUGACCUUUGGACGUCGUAUCCCUUCUCUGAUCAACGCCGAUAG
This is a messenger RNA of Serendipita indica DSM 11827, 2811 nucleotides long. NCBI's taxonomy places the organism in Eukaryota, Fungi, Basidiomycota, Agaricomycetes, Sebacinales, Serendipitaceae. The record is from the annotation of a GenBank genome assembly.